This is a messenger RNA of Coregonus clupeaformis (lake whitefish), 2313 nucleotides long. Its product is annotated as dual specificity protein phosphatase 16-like. NCBI's taxonomy places the organism in Eukaryota, Metazoa, Chordata, Actinopteri, Salmoniformes, Salmonidae. Gene Ontology annotation, molecular function: MAP kinase tyrosine/serine/threonine phosphatase activity; protein tyrosine/threonine phosphatase activity. The record is from RefSeq and is a predicted model, not a curated record. Bases 321 to 1901 code for a protein of 526 amino acids. Gene Ontology annotation, cellular component: cytoplasm. Gene Ontology annotation, biological process: protein dephosphorylation; negative regulation of MAPK cascade. The transcript is spliced from 5 exons.
AGCAUUACCUCAUCCUUUUCCCCUCGCGCAGGUAUAGACGUACAACAACAAAUAAUGUUACAGUCGCAGACUGGACGAGGACGAUGAAGGGAGUGGAAGUCGAGAGAGAGAGAGAGAGAGAAAGAGAGAGAGAGAGAGAGAGGGAGAGAGGUCUAUACUCUACUGAUGAUUAAUUAAGCAUAACAUAUCCUUUUGGAUUCUUCAUCAAUUUGCUUUGAGACCAUUCGGUUGAUUAUAUCGAGUUAUAUGGUGUGCAAGUUGAUUUCUGCGAUAUUUCCAGUAUCUUCGUUUGGAAAAUCGUCACUACACAAAGGACAGAGAUGGUGUUCUACGGGGAGAGAGAGAACGGGACACGCGAGCGGCCACCGCUGUCUCUCAUCCUACCGCAUCUUUACCUAGGUGCAGAGACUGACGUUACCCAGGAUUGCCUCGGCGCCCGCGGGAUCUCAUACGUGCUAAGCGUGAGCCGCUGCAGCCCGCAGCCUACUUUCCUUUCCCGUUCCCAGUACCAUCGCAUCCCCAUUGACGACUCUCUCCUUGACGACCUGCUGCCCCAUAUCCCGGAGGCACUGCGUUUUAUCGAUGGGGCUAUGUCAUCAGGUGGAUCUGUGUUAGUUCAUUGUGCUGCAGGAAUCUCUCGCUCCCCUGCCCUGGCUGUGGCCUACAUUAUGUACAACCUGGGGAUGGACCUUGACCAUGCCUACAGGUUUGUGAAAGAGCGCAGGCCUUCAAUCUCCCCAAACUUCAAUUUUCUGGGUCAGCUACAACACUUCCAGGGAACCCUUGCUCAGAAGGCCUCUAAUGGCAACCCCACUAUCCAGCCAAUCAGAUCACUGGACACAUGCCUGCAGUCAAGCAAUGAAAACAUUAGCCGCGGUUCCUCUGUCCCCCUGUCAGCCAAUCAGAUCAUGAAUAUUCAGGACAAUGGCUAUGUUGCUAAGGACUUUUUAGAGGUUGCUAAAGUGCAUAAUAUGUACAAUGAGAAUUCCACUUGUAACAUAGAGAACAUAGAAACUCAGAGUCUAUCAGAGAAGCCACAGCAAGAUCAGAGGAGCGUAUCGUCACAACUGACGCUGUCUCUCUCCAGCAGACUCAGAACGCUCACUCUCAACCUGAACCAGAACCAGAGGGAGGCCCAGAGCCUGUGUGGAGCAAUGACUCCAAGCCCCAACGAACCAGCGAUACCAACACCAAAGCCCAGUACACUACAAAUCCCAACAGGCAUUGUGUCUCUCUCUGAGAAGCGCAAGAGCCUCACCCUCUCCCUGUCUCCCGUUGGUGCAAUUCCCCCUACUCCCCACCAGAAUCAGCCAGAAAGCAGCAACAGCAUUAGCCACAAGCCAAUGCGCUCCAGCGCUUCCAACACCAACCACAAGAUGGGGGUAGAAGGCACCAGUGGUUCAAAAAGGCACGGUCGACCUUCGACGGUGGCCCUUUCCUCCUCACAGACAGAUGUACAACAGAGAGAGAGGAGCACAUCCUGCGGUUGGCCCAAUCGCUGCUCCUCCCGAACCCAGGCGAAGGGAGAGAAAGAGGGAAGAAGCCAGGGUAAAAGAGAGCCCGGCCAGAGUGUGGAGAAGGGGAGGCCUAACUUAACUCCAAAGACAGGGAAGGACCACAGCAAGGGAAGAGCAGAGAGGGAGACACUAACAGGGAGCCUGAGCAGCAGUUCUGUUUUGAACCAGCACAGUAUCGUAGUUGACCAGCAGGUGUCACCAGCAGCUACGCUGUCUGCAUCUGCAGUGGAGGCUGAGGAAGGAGUGGAUGCUGAACAGGGCCACCUGUCUCCUCUCAACCUGACUGUCAACAAGCUGCUGGGCUGGGGUGAGAAGAUGCUGCUGGGGGUGCUGCUCGGCCCCCGGAUCAAAGUGGGACAGGCUGUUCUGCCCUAUAGGUGCUGAUGCAGUAAGAGACCACUGGCGAGGACAGAGAGAGGACUGAUAAAUGCCAGGAGAUUGAUUUGUGUGCGUGUGAGGAACUAAAGAACAGAGAACUGAACUGCAUGUAUAAUAUUUGUCUGCCCAUACCAUGUUCACGGAGCUCUGAGUGAAUGCUUUGUCCUAUAAAUGCCAAUUUAUUGUUAACUUCCUUCAAAAGCACUAUAUAUAUUACAUAUAGGAGCAGUUUAUGCCUCCAACACAAUGCACAUAGAUUAAGUUUAUGGCUUGAUUAUUUUUAUUUUUAUUUAUUGAUUGACAUGAAUCAAGUGAUCAGUUUAUUGUUGUUAUUUAUACAAUUAAUAUUUUGAGGAUGGUAUUUUGGCACUGUUGUUUCUAAUGGGAUCACAGUGUUAAUUAAAGAUGACAUAUUUUA